Neolamprologus brichardi is the source of this 3036-nucleotide messenger RNA. Lineage: Eukaryota; Metazoa; Chordata; Actinopteri; Cichliformes; Cichlidae. The record is from RefSeq and is a predicted model, not a curated record.
UGUUGGAGACUUAUCAUCAGGAUAAGUCAGACUGAAAUAAAACAUAAAAACAUCAGUGGUGUAAUUUAAUAGCUCUCUUUAUCAUUUUACUGGGAACAGUUCAAGAGGUGUGAAGAAUGCGUUGCACCUCAGCCUGGAUUGGCUGGGCUUUAUGUUUGUGCGCAUCUCUGGCCGUGCGCGCACAGGACUACACCGAGGACGACGAGAUGAUCCUGGACCUGGUCGGCGAGGACAGGACUGAUCCUGAAACUGGAACCGACCCGGCAGCUGAGUUCAUCAGGUGCAACAAGGUAGCCUGGCGCAUUCCCGGACAGUACAUAGUUGUAUUGCGUCAGGGGACGCACGAGUCUCAACUCCAGAGGACCAUCAGGAGGCUGCGAAGUAAAGCAGCCAGGAGAGGGUACCUGGUGGAGAUCCUGCAGACCUACUCAGGAGCACUGCGUGGCUUUCUGGUCAAAAUGAGUAGUGACGUCCUUCACCUGGUAAUUGCAUAUCCAUCAAUCAGUGCAGCUUUCCAACAGCAACCACACCGAGAUUUCUUCCCUCAGAAAUUGCAUUUUCUAAUUACAUGUCAAAUUCACCAUCUGUCCUCUGCAGAUGAUGGAGGGAGGACGCAGGUGUAUCUGAUGGAUGGCAGUGUGCAGAGUUCUCACAGAGAGGUUGAAGGACGGGUACUCAUCACAGACUUCAAUAACGCCCCUGAAGAGGAUGGAGUCAGAGUUCACAGACAGGCCAGUCAGUGUGACAGUCAUGGUACACACGUGGCAGGUAUUGUGAGUGGAUCAGAUUCAGGUGUUGCUCGAGGGGCUGCUGUUAACCUAGUGCGUGUGCUCAACUGUCAGGGUAAAGGGACCGUCUCAGGAGCUCUGGCAGGAAUGGAAUACAUCCGAGCCACUUUACUGGCCCGCCCAGUGGAUGCAGUAGUCGUGUUGCUUCCUUUUGCUGGUGGCCUCAGCCGUUCAUUAAAUACAGCCUGUCGAGACAUGGUGGCUAACAGCGCUGUGGUCAUCGCCGCAGCAGGGAACUACAGAGAUGAUGCGUGUCUCUACUCACCUGCUUCAGAGCCUGAGGUCAUCACAGUGGGGGCAGUUAACUCAAUGGACCAGCUCAUGUCACAGGGAGCAGGUGGCACCAACUUCGGCCGCUGCGUUGAUUUGUUUGCACCCGGCGACGACAUCGUUAGUGCCAGUAGUGACUGCAGCACCUGCUUCACCUCCCGCAGUGGAACCUCACAGGCUGCUGCACACACUGCAGGUGUCGUAGCAGUGAUCCUGUCGUCCAGUCAGAUUGCAUCACCAGUGCACGUCCUCCAUAUGAUGCUGCAUUACUCCAUCAGCAACACUAUCGACUUCCUAUCUCUGUCCGAAAGCCAUCGGCUCACUACGCCAAACCUGGUAGCAGCCAUGCCUCCGGCUAUCAAAACUUCACCAAAUGGGGAGCUACUGUGUCGGUCAGUGUGGUCAGAGAGGUCAGGAGUCGUGAGCACCGACAGGGUCAUCAGCCGCUGUCGUCAAGGGGAGGAAAUGAUGGGCUGCAGCAGUUAUGCUCCUGAAGGCGUCCGUGUGGGGGAAACCAUCACUAUGAACGGCGGACACAUGGAGUGUAUUGCCCAUAAUGGUCCAGCAGGUAAAGGUGUGUAUGCUGUGGCCCGCUGUUGUGUGAUAAGCGGUCUGCGGUGCCAGGUCCAUGCUAGUCCUGAGCAAGGACAAGCUGCUCAGUGCGUCGGCCCCCAGCACCACCUGACCGGGUGUACAUCGAUGUCCACAGCUGAGAUCUCAUCUGAUUCGCAUCCACGUCACAGCCAGGGGAAGCGCUGCACGGUGAAAGAGGGGGUCACAUCACAUGCGAUAUGCUGCCACGCUCCAUCUCUCGAGUGCAACCUGUUGGAAAACAUAUCAGCUGACAAAGAUCAGGUUGAGGUUUCCUGUCCUUCCGGCUGGACUCUGACAGACUGCAGUGCCGUCUCUCGGGGCUCUGCUAUCUUGGGGCCAGUUGCCAAGGGAAACAGUUGCCAUGUCUAUGGUGUCACGGGAGUGGAUGGAGCAGCGGGUGCUGCCGUCUGCUGUCGUGUCGCACCACUAGAGCAGCAAGCUGCAACACCUCACUGAUCCGGUUUCACCUCACUUUGGUUUCUAACAUCGUUGAAACAGCUUUGACGUUGCCAUUUUUGUCUUUGGUCAGUUUUAAACCCCCUUUCACUUUUCUGAGAAACCUCAACAUCCUUAAUAUUCACUUAAAGCACUUCUGUAAAGCUGUUUGUGUGUGUUUUAGUUUUAGGAUUACGCCAAAUUAUGCUCCAGUGCACAUAUUAUAUGUGACUUGACAACCUGUAAGCUAUUUUUGUAUCUUUUUACAAAACAGUUAUAAUAAAAAGAGCUUUCACAAACAUACGGUUUGGAUAAUAGUGUAGUAUUUACCGGGUAUACUAUCCGCAUGCUAUUUACAAGUUAAUAAACUGAACAAAUGAAAUCAAAAUGUUAAGCUCUGGUGUCAGCCAUGUGUGUUUUAGAGUGGAAAAACAUGACAAUGUGCACCACAGGUUGUCACAGUUAGCAUGUGUUAUGUAUGCACUGAUUUCCUGACAUUCCUCAGUCUUGUGCAGCACAGCUGCAGGUAAUCAGCCUGCUCGGCAGCUUGAUUAACAAGUCAAGUACCUUUUGCUCAUUUUGUGAAACAGUAGGUGGAAACAAAAUGAGGUAAAUGGCUAACAGUAGGGACACCAGUUAAAACAAAUUCAUGUCUGCCCAGAGUGUUAUUGUGACAGUGGCUUUUAUGGCUCCACAGUUAGAGACUUAGUUCUGAUACAGAGGUGGGGGACUUCAGUGUGAACAAGAGCAAAAGGAAGCAUAUAAACCACUGUCAGCUAGCUUCUAUCCGACUGAACCUAUAUGACCAAAGACUGAUAAAAAAUAAAAACAAAGUUUACCCAGAAUACAGUAAAUGAAGCUAGUGCUGAAUUCAUGUGUGUAAUUCUGUUUGCAGGAUGCAGAGUAGGUACAAAUUAAAGAUUUAAGCUAUUCUGAUUUAGAAUCAGCA